Molecule: messenger RNA, 1506 nt
Organism: Brassica oleracea var. oleracea
Lineage: Eukaryota; Viridiplantae; Streptophyta; Magnoliopsida; Brassicales; Brassicaceae
Product: rho GTPase-activating protein 5
Exons: 4
Coding region: 311-1366 (351 amino acids)
Biological process (GO): signal transduction
Molecular function (GO): GTPase activator activity
Source: RefSeq, a predicted model, not a curated record
AAACAGAACACAACGUAGUGAUUCCCACGUUACACCUUUCCUCCUAACCUGUUCCUUCAUCACCACUCAAUCUCCGCAACAUAACUUUUGUAACGUGUUACCUCCCUCCCAUCUUAAAAAUCUUUUCUCAAUCAUCUGCCGGCCAUGACCCUUCCUUAGUCCCAAACCUUCUUGCGAGGAGAGACAGAGAGAGUGAGAAGGCACCGCAAACCCCCAACUUUGGUGGUUAUUAUCGGUGGGUCGUGUCGUCCUGGAGCUGUCUCGUUGUUUCCCCACGACGGCGGAGGAGAAAGUAAACGAGUGGAGAGCCAUGGACAUUGGUGGUCCAACAGAUGUACAACACGUGGCUCACGUGACCUUUGAUCGUUUCAACGGCUUCCUUGGCCUUCCUUCUGAGUUUGAGCCUGAUGUCCCCAAGAAAGCUCCCAGUGCAAGUGCAACAGUGUUUGGAGUAUCAACAGAAUCAAUGCAGUUAUCAUAUGAUUCAAGAGGGAACUGUGUUCCUGUAAUACUCUUGCUACUGCAGAGCAGGCUAUAUGAUCAAGGAGGAUUGCAGGUAGAAGGAAUAUUCAGAAUAACAGGAGAGAACAGCGAGGAAGAGUAUGUCAGGGAGCAGCUUAAUAAAGGGAUGAUACCUGAUGGGAUCGAUGUCCAUUGUCUAGCUGGACUUAUUAAGGCUUGGUUCAGAGAGCUGCCUAGAGGAGUGCUAGAUCCUCUGUCAUCUGAGCAAGUACUGCAAUGUGAGUCAGACGAGGAUUUCAUCAAGGUUGUGAGGCUAUUACCUCAGACAGAAGCGUCUCUUCUCAACUGGGCCAUCAAUCUCAUGGCUGAUGUUGUUCAGUUUGAGAAUGUUAACAAGAUGAACUCUCGUAAUCUUGCUUUAGUCUUUGCCCCUAACAUGUCUCAGAUGAAAGACCCGUUAACUGCAUUGAUGUAUGCGGUUCAAGUGAUGAAGCUGCUGAAGUGCCUCACAGAGAAAGCCCUGAGAGAAAGGGAAGUCACUUCUCCCCAAGUUCAUACAAGAUCUAGCAAUGAAGCCGAAUAUGGCGAGAAGGAAGUAGACAAUGAAGAAGAAGAUGAAGAGGAGGAAGAAGGAGAUGGAGUGUACAUAAUUGAGGAAGUAGGCAGUGAAGCCGAAGGUGGCGAGAAGGAAGUAGAAAAUGAAGAAGAAGAAGAGGAGCAAGAUGGAGAUGGCGUGUACAUAAUUGAGGAAGAAGCAUUGCAGAUAAUAAGAGUGGUUGCUGAUGACCACAAGUCGGAGAGCAUGAAGAGUGCGUGUGAUGGAUCCAUUACAUCUGAUUCAAAGGGAGCUGAUGGAGUUGUGCAGCCACUCAUUUGCAACCCAGACCACAUAGGAAGCAAGUGAAGUUGAUGUUUUCUUUUAAGUAUUUGUGUUUGGAUUUCUUUUAUCUUAUUAUUGCAUUAUGUAACUUCUAAGUAAUGUUAGUUUGUUGUUGAAUGGUGGUAUGAUAUGAGACUAACUCUAUGGGAUGAAAAGCAUAAACU